Molecule: messenger RNA, 513 nt
Organism: Sinocyclocheilus anshuiensis
Lineage: Eukaryota; Metazoa; Chordata; Actinopteri; Cypriniformes; Cyprinidae
Product: zinc finger BED domain-containing protein 4-like
Exons: 2
Coding region: 13-513 (166 amino acids)
Cellular component (GO): nucleus
Source: RefSeq, a predicted model, not a curated record
AUCCAGCUCGAGAUGAACAUGGAACCAAAACGCCUCCAGCAAGACGUGAGAACAAGGUGGAAUAGCACCUACUACAUGAUAGAGAGUCUGCUGGAACAGAAGCGAGCCCUGUCUGCCUAUGCUGCUGACCAUGACCUACCGACAACACUCACGGCAAACCAGUGGACCUUGCUUGGAAAAACAAAGACCUGCCUUGAACCAUUUGAGGAGUUUACUAGGAAGGUGUGCUCCGCCACUGCCUCUGCUGCUGAUGUUAUCCCAAGUGUCACUGUUCUCAAACGUGUCCUCUCCAUGGAAACAGAAGCUGACUCUGGUAUUAAAACCAUGAAAAAGACCCUCCUAGAGGCCAUCGACAAACGCUUCAGCACAGUGGAAGAUGAACCUCUUUAUGCACUCCUCUUUAUGCACUUUCAACACUGCUGGACCCAAGAUACAAAGACAGAUUCUUUACUAGUGCAGAGUCUGCAAAGCAUGGAAAAGAUGCACUGGCCAAAGAACUGGAGGAAGACUUGA